Hansenula anomala is the source of this 2535-nucleotide messenger RNA. Its product is annotated as Zn(II)2Cys6 transcription factor. NCBI's taxonomy places the organism in Eukaryota, Fungi, Ascomycota, Saccharomycetes, Phaffomycetales, Wickerhamomycetaceae. Gene Ontology annotation, molecular function: zinc ion binding; transcription cis-regulatory region binding; DNA-binding transcription factor activity, RNA polymerase II-specific. Gene Ontology annotation, cellular component: nucleus. Gene Ontology annotation, biological process: positive regulation of transcription by RNA polymerase II. The transcript has a single exon. Bases 1 to 2535 code for a protein of 844 amino acids. The record is from RefSeq and is a predicted model, not a curated record.
AUGAGUACAGCUACAGCUACAACUAAAGCUCAAGUCCCCAUGUCUGAAAAGAGUGCUACGUCGUCUAGUGUCAAGCCAAAGAAUCAGAAAUCAAGAAAUGGAUGCCUCACUUGUAAGAAAAAAAGACUUAAAUGUGAUGAGACUAAGCCAAGUUGUAACAAUUGUCUCAAGAAGAAUAUAGAAUGUGGUGGUUAUUCUACAAAUUUCAGGUGGAAAACAUUUGAAGAAACUUCAACUUCUUUCAAAGUGAUGAAGUCUACUCCAAAACAAGCCAGUAAGAAGAAGACGUCCUUGGAUCAAAAGAAAUCUAAUAUACCUAAUCCAGAUCAAAAGAAACUAGAGGCCAAACAAGUGGAAAAUGUUGAUCAAAGAAUAAUGAUGAAAAGAUCCUUAUCUUUACCUGAAUCUGAUAUUUUCCAAAAUGCUUUACAACAGGCUACUUUAUCAAUUGCUGGUAAAACUUUCCAAGAAUUAGCCAAACAAAAUGAAUUGAUGGCCCUUGGUAAGAACCCAAAUGGUAAUAAUAAUUCAUCAACAUCAGUCACAUCGUCAUCAUUACCUCCAGAGACCCCAACAAUUGAUAAUAAUAAGAUACAACACCCACAAACCAUUGACCCAAAACCCACAAAUGACGUUGAAUCUGCUGCUCCAAAACAACAUUCAUUACCAAACUCACCAAUUAAUGAACCAACCACAGGCCUAUCACCAAGCAUUGUUGAUCAAUUUCAUUACAACUUGCCUUCACCAAUGAACCACAAUAAUAACAAAAACCAAAACAAGAGAAGAAGAUUAUCCAAUUCAGUUCAAACACCCAAUAAUGACACCUUCAACAACAACAACCUGAUAACAGGCUUAUCACCACCUGCAUUCUUGGGAUCUCCAUCAUUUUCCACAUUGGUUAGAGCAUUUACUGAUUUCGAUUCAAUGAAUAUUCCAUCACCUUCAAAUAUAGAACUAUCCCCGAAAAUUGAAGAAGCUAUUGAAGAUGAUGAUGAAGAGGAUAAUAGUAAGUCAUUAGAGGAGUCUCAAGGUGCUUUGCAUUCUAUGAGAAGAGCUAAUUCUGUUGAUUCAAUUUUCUCUAGUGGUUCAUUACCUCAAUAUCGUAAAGAGUUGAUUACAUUUUCAAAUUCAUUUAACAAUAACCAACAACAACAACAAGAUCAAUUUAGACUACCACCUUCAUUCACAAUAUCCAAGAAGAACGAAUUAACCACAGAAUUUGAUAAAAUUGCCAACGGAUUCCAUAAAUAUACUUCCACAAUCAUGUCAAUCAGAGAUGGACCAACCGAAAACCCAUGGAGAACUGUCAUUUGGCCCAUGGCUUUAAAACAUUCAGUAUUGUUUAAAUCUUUAGCCUCAAUGACAUUAUUGCAUAUUGCUAGGAAUGAUGAAGAAACUAAAAGAAUCGGUAUGACUUAUAUGAAGCAGGCAAUCAAUGAAUUAGCACAGGGGUUAACAGAUAAUUCAAUCCCUAAUGAAGUUGCAUUGGCAACUUGUAUUGCAUUAACAGUGACAGAGACUUGGUCCACACAGGUGACAACAGGUAUUGCUCAUCUAAGAGGCGCUAAAUCCAUAAUUAACAAGAUUUUAAAAAACCAUGAGAAUUCUCAUCAACCAAUUUCACCAACUUUUAAAGUAUUGUGUAAUAUUUUCAUCUAUCAUGAUGUUUUGGCAAGGAUUGUUUCAUCUCAAUUGAUUGAUUCGAAUGCUUAUGAUCAAAAUAGUGAAAUGAUUAAAUAUUUGAAAAAAGUUGAAGCUGUGGAAGCUGAGGAAAGACAGAAAAGUAAUAGUCCGGAAAGUGAUACUGAUGAACAUGUUAAUAGGUUGCUCAAUGGGUUUAGUGGUGUGGAAGUUGAUGAUACAAUUGAUCCUUUAUUAGGUUGUGCUCAGGAUUUAUUUUUAAUAAUUGGUAGAACAGCUUCAUUAAUCACCAAGACAAGAAGUUUGAACAAGAUUUCAUUAUCAAUAGUUUCCAAUGCUGUUGCUCUCAAGACUGAAUUGGAGAAUUGGAAACAUAAACAAUUGAUCAAACAACCAAAGUUUGAAGAUCCUUAUUGUGAUUUACCUUCAAUUAUAGCCACUGCUGAAUCUUACCGUUAUGCAACUUUAUUAUAUUUACACCAGGCUAUCCCGGAAAUCCCAUCUCAAACUUCAAGGGAUUUAGCUGAAAAAGUUUUGAUGUUAUUAGCUUCAAUUCCAACAAAUUCUAAAACUUGUCUGUUGCAUAUUUUCCCAUUAUUAGUUGCCUCAUGUGAAAUGGAUGAUAAAGAGGAUAGAGAUUGGAUCAUUGCAAGAUGGCAAGUAUUAUCCCAAUUAAUGGGGAUUGGGAAUAUUGAUAGAGCUUAUGAAAUUGUUAAAGAGGUUUGGAGAAGAAAAGAUUCAUUGAAUAAAGGAGGUGAUGGGUUUAAAUGGGAUAUUCAAGAUCAAAUUGAUGCUUUAACUGCUGAUAAAAGAGAUGAUGCAAGAGGUGUUAAUAGUUGGACUCAUUGGAGUACCGUGAUGAAAGAGUGGGGGUGGGAAAUCCUCUUGGGUUGA